UCAGAACAUGUCUAAUUGGACAAGUCUGUGGUAUGUCUGGUUAAUCUUGCUGACUGUGUUCUUGCUCCUGCUCUGUGGGAUCACAGCAAGCUGCAUCAAAUUCUGCUGCCGGAAGAAGAGGCCUCCAGUUGAGACCUUCUCUAGGCACCCUUAUGAUAUGACAGUUAUUGCUAUUGACAGUGACAGCACUGCCCAUAGCACAGUGACCUCAUAUAGCUCGUUGCAGUACCCUCUAAGUGCCCCUAUUCAUUCCAUAUUUGUGGAUAUGGAUAAGAACACUGUGUCCCCUCCAGCUUACAGUCUCUAUGCAAUGGAGUUGCCACCUUCUUAUGACGAAGCUGUCCAAAUGGGUAAACAAUGCAUUGAAGUAGCAUGGAUAAGCCAGAAACUCACUGACAUCCCUGGACUGGUGACGCCAGGUGGGCUGAGUCCCAUCCAGUAUUCACCUGAUGCAAUCAACAGAAAUCCAGCAACACAGGCAAAUUCAGAAAAUUCAGAAGAUGCAACACAAGAACAGCCGCAGCUCUGA
Molecule: messenger RNA, 529 nt
Organism: Phaethon lepturus (White-tailed tropicbird)
Lineage: Eukaryota; Metazoa; Chordata; Aves; Phaethontiformes; Phaethontidae
Gene: TMEM52
Product: transmembrane protein 52
Exons: 3
Coding region: 8-529 (173 amino acids)
Source: RefSeq, a predicted model, not a curated record